AUGGGCGAUUUUACCGGAGAAAGCUCUGCAACAGAUCGCAAUAAUAAUAAAAAACUACCAAACUUUAAUCCUAUGUCUACAAGAAAUCCAAUUAUGUCUGCAAUGAGCUCAUCAAUUCAACAAACGGCAUUUGCACUUGCCAAGGCAAAUUCUGAGAAACAACAGACCCAGCAUGAUCGUAAAAUUUUAGAUAUUAAGGAUACAUCUCUAGAUUGGGGUCCAACCCAGGUCAUUAUUGACAUCGACGAUACUGUGAAAUCUAGUGGAGGCUACAAAAUCUUCAAUGUCCAUCUAGGUGGUGUAGAUACUCAAUAUGGGAGAGGGGAACUUUAUCCUGGCUCAUUUCAGUUUAUCCUCGAGUUGUCAAUGUACAAAAUGGGAAAAAACAGAAAGCCACUGCUUUUGGCUGUUUUGACGACUAGAAUCCCACAGGUUCCAAUUACCGUUGAUUCUGCACUGAAUAUGAGACUCAGAGAGGUUGCAGAAAAACGCGGUGUUUUAAAUUGGGGGAUAGAUUGUAAUAACAAAAUCCUUUAUUCGACUCUAAAGGAGUGGGUUUUUAAUGAAUCACGCGGGGAGAAGAAAUUUGUCAAUUUUAGAAAGCUACACAAAUACGUUUCUAGUGAAAAUAGCGAUGCCAGAUAUAUUUGGAUUGGAGAUACUGGUGACAGGGAUCUUGAGGCUGGAGAAAUGAUGAUAAAGUAUUUUCCUGGAAGAAUAAGGGCAGUUUUUAUGCACUGUGUUACACCUUCCGGAAAUGGAUCAUCUGGCAUGCCGAAUGACUACUACUUAAAAUCCGUUCCAGUUUUGUUUUUCCGGACAUACGUCGGAGCUGCUAAAAAAGCUGUAGAACAUGGAUUGCUUAACCACAAUGCCCUUUCUAGAGUUUUGGUCAGAGCUGUUUUGGAUUUGAGUGAAAAUGAAACCUCAGAUCAUUCGAAGUGGAAGGAUUUGAUAAAGGAUAUUCUGGAAGUGGAAGAAAUCGCAAACCUCAAACGAUACGAAGCAGGAUUAGUUGUCAAAACAAGAGCCAUUAUAGAAUCAAAAAUUAGAGAAUUAUCGCAAUCCUCACUUUGA
Messenger RNA from Theileria equi strain WA, 1077 nucleotides. RefSeq lists its product as hypothetical. The record is from RefSeq and is a predicted model, not a curated record. The transcript has 6 exons. NCBI's taxonomy places the organism in Eukaryota, Apicomplexa, Aconoidasida, Piroplasmida, Theileriidae. The coding region runs from base 1 to 1077 and encodes 358 amino acids.